Molecule: messenger RNA, 654 nt
Organism: Colletotrichum orchidophilum
Lineage: Eukaryota; Fungi; Ascomycota; Sordariomycetes; Glomerellales; Glomerellaceae
Exons: 3
Coding region: 1-654 (217 amino acids)
Biological process (GO): regulation of DNA-templated transcription
Molecular function (GO): DNA-binding transcription factor activity, RNA polymerase II-specific; zinc ion binding
Source: RefSeq, a predicted model, not a curated record
AUGGUCGGAGUGGGAGGGAGAAGCAAGGCCUGUGACCACUGUCGGCGGAGGCGUGUCAAGUGUGAUCUCGCCGCUCCCGAGUGCGCAAGAUGCAUUAAAGCCCACUUGAAAUGCGGAGGCUCUCGUGGUCUCAGCUUCAUUCAAUACAAUGGUAGCAAGGCCAAGCAAGUCCGCCAGACCCUUGGCGUCAGUGGCAUCUCUCGGGCAGUAUUGACUGCGAAAGAGAAGACAACGACAGACUCAACUUUCCCUCAAUGGAACCAUGUUGUUUCAUCUCAAAUCGCAGAGUCAUUUUUGAUGCCAGGGUCUAUGGAUGACGUUUACGUCUCAUACGCGCUGACAUAUCUGCUGCGCGAGAACGAGGAAAUUGUGGUGAAACCUGGCACGAGCCGGGCAUUGACCAACGAAUGCUUCGUGGCACUUUCUACGACUAUUUUCGGCAUCGACAAGGAGCAGCCGCAAGUUUUGCAGCAUGGCCUUCACAGAUAUGGUACUGCUCUCCAGGCUCUCAACAGGGCGCUAAGUGACUCUAAAGAAAGUCAAUCUUUCGAUGUUCUCGAGGCUGUUAUAGUCAUGGCUGUUUUCGAGCCACUACGACACCAAUACGGUCGGGACACGACGGAUCCCUUCAGCCAGCCUGGAACACUGUUCUAA